CAAAACAGCUGAUUAGAAGGAGAUAGCACGAGGCUGCAGGUGCACUAAAAUCGCCACUUAUUUAUUUAUUUUUGUAUUUUCAAAAAAGAAGGCGCUGGCGGAAAAUCGACAGGCGGAAAAUUCAGCCCAGAGUGACAGAGCAAAGUGAGAAAGUGACCAGCAGCGAGAUGACGAGUCGCCAGCGAACUGUGAUUAUAUUCAAAUCGGAGUCGGAAAGCAGCGAUGUGUACGCAGAAACGCUGGAGAAGCACGAUUUCAAUCCGGUGUUCGUGCCCACGCUGAGUUUCGGCUUCAAGAACCUGGAGGAGCUGCGCGCCAAGCUCCAGAAUCCGGACAAAUAUGCCGGCAUCAUUUUCACAUCGCCGCGCUGCGUGGAGGCUGUGGCUGAAUCCCUGAAUCUGGGCGAGCUGCCCGGCGGUUGGAAGAUGUUGCAUAACUAUGCCGUCGGCGAGGUGACCCACAAUCUGGCGCUGAGCACCUUGGACCAGCUAUUCACCCACGGCAAACAGACGGGCAAUGCCCGGGCAUUGGGCGAAUAUAUAGUGGACACCUUCGAUGGAUCUCGUGCACUGCCGCUGCUCCUGCCGUGCGGCAAUCUGGCCACCGAUACGCUGCUGUCCAAGCUGGCCGAGAAUGGCUUCUCAGUGGAUGCCUGCGAGGUGUACGAGACGCGCUGCCAUCCCGAAUUGGGCGCAAAUGUGGAGCGGGCGCUGGAGAUCUACGGCGAGUCAAUCGAAUUCCUUGCCUUCUUCUCGCCAUCGGGCGUCAAUUGUGCGCAGCAGUACUUCACCAGCCGCCAGUUGUCGAUGGACAAAUGGAAACUGGUGGCCAUCGGGCCGAGCACCAGGCGUGCCCUCGAAUCGCAGGGCCUGAAAGUCUACUGCACCGCCGAGCGGCCGACGGUGGAGCACCUGGUCAAGGUGCUGCUGAAUCCGCAGGACAGCCGGGAGCGGCUGCUCAAGGAGCGCGAGCGGAUGGCGGCCCUCGAGAAUAACAAUUAAGAUGCGUACUCCUAAGAUUCGUUAAGCUUUCGCAGCUCCAUCACCGUCCUCCUCAGCUAAUGAAACCCCCGAGCAAUCGCCACUUCCUUACCCAGGCUUAAUCAUCGGAUCUAUUAUCUUUGCGAGUACAAAUCCAAGUGGAGAUCUUAUUGCCUGAACCCAGUAGUUAUCCUCAAGUAACUAUGAUCCCGCCAUCUGUAAUUUCCUUUUUAUAUCUACGACUCCACCAUUAAGAUGUGCAAGCCUAAGAUUUUAAUCAACGGAUCUGUAGUGCUGAAAGUAACGUGUCCCAUUUAAAUUUUUAAUAAGUUAUGUAGAAAAUGCAGGGCUUUGGAUUUGUGAAAAUUGGAAGGGUAAUCUUUGAAAUUUCGAAUUCCUGUCCAAGUUUUUCUCUCUUGAUUAGAAAUCCAAGGAUAGGUAAUUAGUUUCCUGAUCGAAACGUAAAAAAGACUAGAACUCAUGGUUUGUUUUUUUCGAUUGACCUCCGAGCGAGUACAAAAUUAGCGUGCAUGAAAUGCCGACGUCUUUAUUUUCUGUUUACUAUUGGAUUAGGCUGAAUAAAUUGUUUCUUUUCUAAAUUUA
Molecule: messenger RNA, 1583 nt
Organism: Drosophila erecta
Lineage: Eukaryota; Metazoa; Arthropoda; Insecta; Diptera; Drosophilidae
Gene: Uros1
Product: uroporphyrinogen-III synthase
Exons: 1
Coding region: 168-1001 (277 amino acids)
Biological process (GO): uroporphyrinogen III biosynthetic process
Molecular function (GO): uroporphyrinogen-III synthase activity
Source: RefSeq, a predicted model, not a curated record